Messenger RNA from Musa acuminata subsp. malaccensis (wild Malaysian banana), 963 nucleotides. Its product is annotated as agamous-like MADS-box protein AGL80. Gene Ontology annotation, biological process: positive regulation of transcription by RNA polymerase II. The record is from RefSeq and is a predicted model, not a curated record. Gene Ontology annotation, molecular function: protein dimerization activity; DNA-binding transcription factor activity, RNA polymerase II-specific; RNA polymerase II cis-regulatory region sequence-specific DNA binding. Lineage: Eukaryota; Viridiplantae; Streptophyta; Magnoliopsida; Zingiberales; Musaceae.
UCCCCCUUUCCAUCCUAACACUUCUUUCCAUCCACCUCAGCAUGUCUUAAAAACAGUGAAUUAAAGAUGCAAUCCCUCGGUCAAAACACUCCUCCUGCUUCCCCCUAUAAAAGGUAACUAACCGUACGCAGCAUACGGUACACAUGGCCAGGAAGAAGGUAAACCUUGCAUGGAUCGCCAAUGACUCCACGAGGAGGGCGACCUUCAAGAAGAGGAGGAAGGGGUUGAUGAAAAAGGUGAGCGAGCUGUCGACUCUGUGCGACGUGAAGGCGUGCAUGAUCGUGUACGGGCCGCAGGAGCCGCACCCGGAGGUGUGGCCGUCGGUGCCGGAGGCCACCCGGGUGCUCGCGCGCUUCAAGAGCAUGCCGGAGAUGGAGCAGUGCAAGAAGAUGAUGAACCAGGAGGGGUUCCUCCGACAGCGCGUGGCCAAGCUGCAGGAGCAGCUCCGCAAGCAGGCGCGCGAGAACCGUGAGCUGGAGGUGGCGCUGCUCGUGCACGAGGGCCUGGCGGGGCGGAGCCUCGACGACGUGAGCAUCGAGGACGCCACGAGCCUGGCGUGGAUGGUGGAGAUGAAGGCGAAGGUGGUGCACGACCGGAUCGAGCGCGUGAGGAAGGAGCACGUGGCCUCCGCGCUGCGAACGGCGGAGACAACCGUGGCCACGAGGGAGAAGACGCCCGUGGAGGCGGCGAUGGAGGCGCUCCAGCGGCAGGACUGGUUCAUGGAGGUGAUGAACCCCAACGAUCACAACGUGAUGUUUGGUGGAGGGGAUGAAACGAUUCCAUCCUACAUCGACCACAGCAGCCCAUGGCUCGAUCCUUACUACCCUUUGAACUGAAACCUCAUGAUCUCACUGGUCAUGUCUGAUGUCUGUUGUUCCUUCUUCUCUCUCGUUUAGUCCUUUCUUCUUCAUCUAGUCAUAUUAACUGUAGGAAAAAGGGUGUCCCAUAUGAACAAAUAAGAAC